GAUACACUGGGAGACUAUGGCGUUGAUACUAGCGCAUACUGUACCCGUGAUACCUUGGUUCCGAACUAUUUCAUUGCUUCUGCUGACCGGAUGCCGUACCUUUCAUCUGCCAUCGGCACAAGGCAGAUCCGACAAUCGACAUUCUUGCGGUAUGGCACGGAGGCAUCGCACAACUUCGUCCCCCCAUAUCCCAACCCUAUCAAGUGGCAUAACUACUGCGAGGUCGAGAUAGGGAGCCGGCACCGGCGUGACACACGCGUCCCAUUCUCUGGCCCCGCCCACCUACUCCUCCCAGAGCUCAUCUUGACGCUCCUCGUCGCAAUCAACAUUCCUUGUGCUGCGAAGCUCGCUGGCUCCGUCGCACUUCUUGGCUAUAUCAUCCACACCUUCGCCACGACCACAAGUGGAGAGAGCGUCGAUGAAGACACUCUCAGAAGCGCGACCCUGGGCAACACGUUCUUCAGCGUCAUCUAUCUCAUCUGGUUUAACGAUCCCAUGCGGGAUUUCCGGUACUUCGGCGACGAGGAUAAGUCUCCCUUGGCAUCCAGGCCUAUCUGGUCGCGCUUGUAUACUACCUUCUGCUUUCUGCGCAACAAUCGGAUGAUAGGUUGGAACGUACAGGUAGCCAACGUCCCUCCUGUUAAGGGCACUCGGGCACAGUUUCUCUUGCGCAGAACUCGUCAGCUCCUGAUGGCUUAUGCGCUAGCUGAUGUCUCCGAGUCCUUGGUCCGACUCAACCGUCCCCUGUACGUAUCGACGUUUCCUGGAGGCAGCCAGUUCCAACCAGGCGUUAUUGGCCACCUCCAGAAGUCGUAUUGUAUGGCCAUCUGGCUCCUCAUGACAUACUCUGUCCUAAAAUUGUACUACGAGUUCUCGUCCAUUGUGGCGGUCGCCUCGUACGCGAGCAGAGCAGAGGACUGGCCGGACGCCUUCGGGAGUUGGAAGGACGCGUACACCGUCCGCCGUCUAUGGGGACGGACCUGGCAUCAGUUCUUCCGCCGCUACUUCCAGAAAUUCGGCUCCGUUGCCGUCGACACUCUCCGCAUCCCCCGCGGGACGUUCCUCUCCUCACAAGUCCAGGUGUACGUCGCCUUCGCCGUCUCGGGCCUCUUGCACUCCUUCGGCGACCUCGCGAACGCCCAGACGACACGCGCGGGCUCGUUCCUGUACUUCCUGUAUAACGGUCUCGCCAUCACCUUUGAGGAUGUCGUCAUCAAGCUUGCCAAAUCGUUCGGCUUCACGGGCCCUACGACGGCGACGAGGUGGCUAGGCUACGCGUGGGUGGUCUUGUGGGUCAGUUUGUCGACCCCGGUUUAUGUGGACUGGAUGUAUGAGAGCGGAAUGUCGAGCAAGACCGUGCUACCUUACUCCCCGGUGAGGGAGGUGGUCCUUCCGUGGAUGUGA
Dichomitus squalens LYAD-421 SS1 is the source of this 1404-nucleotide messenger RNA. RefSeq lists its product as uncharacterized. Gene Ontology annotation, biological process: lipid metabolic process. The record is from RefSeq and is a predicted model, not a curated record. Lineage: Eukaryota; Fungi; Basidiomycota; Agaricomycetes; Polyporales; Polyporaceae. The transcript has 7 exons. The coding region runs from base 91 to 1404 and encodes 437 amino acids.